CGGUGGAUAGUAAACUUAACGAUCGAGUAAAACUUCUUCACUCUUGUCAGUUUUCUGUUUUCUAAUUUGAUAGAUUGACUCACUCAGGUCAAUCCAGAGUUUUGCAAGUGGAUACUACAGGGUAGUUAAAAAAGUAACAAUAAAUAACUAUAAUUUACAAACUAUACUGAUUGAGGAAUACGGAAAACCCUGUUAUCAUAGUACAAAUAUACAUAUCACUGCAGUAAACAUCAAUUUUGUGUGUGUUUGUUUGUGAGUGUUCUUAUAAAUUUGUUUGCUUUGAUGAAAUACUGUGAUAAAUAAUAUAAGUUGAUAAAAACCGUGACAAUAUGGCAAAUAAAGAUGAUCAUCUUACUUAUUACCGUGAGUUUUUUGAAAACUUUGCUCAAACUAUUAAUCCGAAUGAUCCGCUACCUGUUAAAUUGGCAAGUUAUAAGUUAGUGAAUGCAGAAGUUGUGGGAGGAAUUAUCGACUGGACUACGCAGUAUUUAUCUCAAAAAAAAUGCCCGCCAAAUUUAUUUUCGCCUCUCAUCAAGAUUAUAAUAGAAGAAACCAGAAAGGCCUGCAAAAAACAACCAGUUAAUUGUGGAUUUAAUCCAACAGAUCACGCGUAUGAACCUCUCAAAUUAAUGCAGACUGUGAUUUCUAAAACGAAUGAAGUUUGUCUGAGGUACCUGGAUAAUAGUAUGUUAUGCUCACUGCCCUCUCCGGAUACAGGGACGCCUUAUUGCAUCACUAGUGUCUAUGCGAUAAAAAACACACGCAGACGAAUGGAAGAUAGACAUGUGGUCAUCCAUGAUUUGAACAACAUGUUCAACAUUCAGGAAGUGAGUCCGUCCAGUUACUAUGCAGUAUUUGAUGGCCACGCAGGAUCUCACGCUGCUGAGUACUGUUCAGGCCAUUUACACCAGUUUCUUGCCGAAAAUAAAUAUUUUGCUUCAAAUCCAAAGCAAGCCUUGCUAGAUGCCUUUUGUAAAACAGACGCUUUGUUUAUAGAUAAAUGUAAAGUUGAAAAUUUUAGUAGUGGUGCUACUGCUGUUGUUGCAUUAUUACGUCCCAAAGAAAAAAUGUUAUAUGUUGCUUGGGCAGGAGAUUCUCAGGCUUUAUUGGUAAAUAAAACACGGGCAUUCCAAAUAGUUGAUCCUCAUAAACCCUGCAGAGAGGAUGAACGAGAGAGAAUUGAAAAACGUGGUGGUUGCGUGAUGUUAUGGGGGACGUGGAGAGUCAAUGGUCAGUUAGCAGUAUCCAGAGCCAUAGGUGAUCCAGAGUACAAACCUUUUGUCACUGCUGUUCCAGAUAUCCAGGAAAUUACUUUAGACAACGAUGAUUUCUUAGUAAUAGCCUGUGAUGGACUAUGGGAUAUUCUCUCGAAUGAAGUAGUUGCCAGGACCGUUUAUAAUUUGGUUACAGAAAAUCCAGACGACACCAGUAGAAUCAGUCAAAGAUUAGUUCAAAUAGCAAAAGAACAAGGCUCUGCUGAUAACAUCACUGUGAUAGUAGUGUUUCUUCGAGAACCGUCGAAAAUUGCCGCAGAAGCCUACUGGGAAAAUCGCAAUUUGAAUCCUGCAACUAUGGAGGCGGGCCUCGACAAUUCCAAUAAUCCGUUCGUUAUGCCGAACGGCGCUAACACAGAUAAUAUGAUUAGUCAAAAAUCAGACGGUUUACUGUUGAAUCUAACAGAUAAUUUCAAACAAAAUGGUACAGAUUUGCAAACGUCUGACAUUUUUUCAAACGAAAAGGCAAAUGGUAAACGCUUAGCAUCGGAAUUUGAUGAUGAAGAUUUCGGUCCAGAAACCGAUGUUGAUGGUUUAGACGACGCGCUAUCGCCAGAUCCAAGAGAAACCAGCUCAAACAAGUUUUUAGAUGCAUUUUCCACAUCGCCUAACAACAAUCUAUUAGCCGAAGAAGGAGUUUACAAUCCGUUCAUGGAACAUCAGGAAAAAGCGGCCAUGGAACUAGAAAAUUUAAGGAAAAGAGAACAUAGAGAAGAAUUUGAAGAAGAUGAAGAAAGAAUGGGUAGAGAGGAAACGCCUACACCACCUGCUGAUACUGUUCAUGAUGUUGGUGGGCUAGUUGAGAAUCCAGCCGAUAGUGAGUCUGAAGACGAGUGGGAUUAUAUUAAAGGCGAAGAAGCUAAUAAAGAAAAUAUCUCUCCGCAGCCGGGAAAGGAGGUUGUUCACAUUCCUGAAGAGGACGACACAAUGUCACAACUGAAUCCCAAUGCUGCAGAAUUUGUACCGGUCUCGCCUACGAGGAGUGUUCCAUCCCCCUCUUGUCGUAUGUUAAUUAAUGAUCAAAUUGUAUCACAAUCGCCAAAAAAAGCCAACGAUGUAGAUAUUAGUGUACCAAAUCCAAAGGAAUUUGAAAAUGAGGUUAAAUCCAGGCCUAGCGAAAUUGAUGCGAAUGGACAUGUAGAGUCUAGUGACUUGAAUACAGACUUAAUGGAUAAUAUUUUGAAUGGUAAAAAUAUUGACGAAAUUCCCGAAUUCCAACCGGGUAGUACACCAAAAAAAGUUUUCACAAGUGAUGAAUUCCACUUUGGUCCUAAUGCUGCUCCUUUCACUCCUAAAUGUUUAGAUCAAUCUGAAGCAUUGUCUACAAAAGCCGUAUAUGGAGAUGACACUGUAGCAACUUUUGACACUAGUUUCAAUGAAUCAAUAGGCCAGGAUUUGAAUAUUUUAAAUAAGGAAUCUGAUCCUAUGUCAAUGUCAUUUUAUGCAGAUCAAGGAGAAUCAAAUCCUUUUGAUUUAAAUAAAGUCCAGGUAUUACCUGAUAAUCUUGAUGAUUUUUUAAAUAAACCAGAUAACGAGGCUUUAAAUGAAACUAUCUCAGAUUUACCUGAUCCAUUACGAGAAAAAACAAAUAUUUUGAAUAAUGAUGAUGCAAUUCAAGUAACAGAUCUGGAUAAACAAAGUUAUGAUGAUGAAAAAGAACUUGCGUCUCCUAUCGAAUCUGAAAAAGAACUGUUGCCUACACAAGAGACUGAUUUUCCCAAAACUUCAGAACCAAGUCAUGAAAACUUGAUUCAGGAAUUACAUUGUGGGAACAAAACAGAUGAUAACCCAGUAGUAGUUCCUGCUGAUGUAGAACUAAUACCCACCAAUCCAUCUCCUUUACCCGAUGCGACUGAAUUUAGAGAUCUUCUAAAUAAAGAAACAUCUGAACUUGGAGAUGUUUCCUACCACGAAGCAACCGAAGUUGCAGAUCUUCUGGGCAGAGAUGUAACUGAAGUUGAUAAUAUUUUGGAUAACUCGAUAAUUGAAACCAGUGAUAUUUUAAAUAAAGAGUUUGUAAACAACGAUAUUUUAAAUAAGGAGGACACAAAUAUUGAUUCUUUGAAAGAUUCAGGAAAAGAAACACUAGUAUCAAAAGAAGCAGAAGAAGUCAAUGAUCUUUUAGGAACAGAGGAUACAGAAUUUUUACAUAAACAAGCAACUGAGGUCGAUGAUCUCUUAGGUAACCAGUUAAUAGACGAUGGUUUCAAUGCUCCUUCAAAUGAUGAAAUUCAAAAUGCUUGUACAGAACAUGAAAGUUUUCCAAAAGACAAUUCUUUAAUAGAAGAAGUGAGUGAAUCAGUUCAACCCAAACUGGAGGAGUUUGCACGCUUAGAAAUGAUUAAUACCGAAACCAUUGAGAUACGUGAUUUAGAACCACAACUGUCCCCAUCAGAAACCGAAAAAUAUCAGAUGAAAGAACAUGUAUCAACAGACGAUGCUCCAUUGGUUACUCCUGUGCCUCCUGCAAAAUCAGUUUGUGACCCUCCACUUGAAUCUUUUUCAGCAUUAGAAGAGACUAUGUCUUCAGUGUGUGAUGUUCAAAAUGAUAACUUUAAAUCAGAAUUGCCAGAAAAGCUAACUGAAUCUUCUAUAAACACAAAAUUAGAGAAAAUUGAUUUGGCAGUUACACCUGAACCAAUUCCAGAACAUUUCAAAUUAGAGUAUCCAGAGGAGGAAUCAAAAUAUUCUGUUUGCGAUUUAUCCGAAUCUAAAUCUCCAAUAUCAGAAGAUCUUUUGACUCCAGAUUUUACAAAAGAAACGUUGUUGGAAGAAGCCCAAGAACGUUUUGAAGAAUUAUGUAAACCAAUAGAAUCACCACAGGAAGAUGUUACGUCUUCUAUCAAAGAUGAUUUGUCAUUCCAUGUGCAAGAUUUAUCAAAUAAAUCACCUUUAGAAGAUCAAGUAAUUGAGGAUAGCUUUGUGACAGAAGACAAUGCUGUUCAUAAUGAACACUCUGAAGUAGUUAGAGAUGUGGAAAAAGAGACAGCUGAUAAAGAAGAAAUGAGUUUAGCAUCACCUAAAGAGGAUGCUGCAGUAGACUUUAAAUCAAGACCAUAUUUUCGCAUUUGUCCUGCAAGACCUCGUAAAGAGGUGGAACUUCCAAUUGAAGUGGAAACUGAAACAAUUGCUUUAGAAUAUGCAGAACCAGCAAUAGUUACUCCGUCCGAUGAAAGUAGAGCAGAAGAUCAAAUUGCUGCUACUGAUGAAUCAGAAUUAGAAGUGCUUAGAAAAACUCCACCUGUGGACGAGCUUGUCAAUGAAGCAGAAUGUGCAGUGCUUUUAAAAGAAACACAGUUAGAAGAGCCUGUUAAAGAGAUACAAUUAGAAGAGCCUGUUAAAGAGACACAAUUAGAAGAGCCGGUUAAAGAGACACAAUUAGAAGAGCCGGUUAAAGAGACACAAUUAGAAGAGCCGGUUAAAGAGACACAAUUAGAAGAGCCGGUUAAAGAGACACAAUUAGAAGAGUCAAUUAACGAGAACCAAUUAGAAGAAGCUGUUAAAGACUCAUAUGCAGAAGAAUCUGUUGAUCAGUUACAGCUAAAAGAGCCUAUGGAAGAAUCAAAAUUGCAAGAAGCUGUUAAAGAGUUACAAGUUGAAGGACCUGUAAAAGAGCCACAAUCAGAAGAAUUCCAAAACAUGCAACUAGAAGAACCAAUUAAGGAAUUGCAACAACCAGAAGAGCUAAAAGAAGCUGAAAAUCUUAAAAAUGAAAUAACAGCUGUCGGUGUUGCUGCAGUAGUAGCGGCUGGAGCAGCAAUUACUGCUGUAGUUUCAGCAACAAAGGUUGAUGAUAAGAAGAAGUCUCCAAGUGUAUCAUCUAUCAAGAAAACCACCUCUAAAACUACAGCAGCUAAGAGCCCGGCACCAAUAUCAAAAACAUCACCCAAGUUGAAUGCUUCAGCUUCUAAGCAAACUUCCAGCAAAACGAAUACAUCAUUGAAGGCAACAACAACAAAAACAGGCACUGCAAAGUCACCCACAUCAACAGCUAAACCGAGCUCCAGACCAAGUUUAUCAAAGCCUAAAACAACACUUCCGACAGUUUCAAAAACUACAACAUCAAAAUCUACAGAAAAGAGCUCAUUAACUAAUGGUGAAGUUAAAACUACUGCUAGGAAUAAUGUUGGUGUUAAAAAGACUGUUUCAGAAUCAAAUGGUGCUAAAACUACAACUUCUAAGCCAGCUCUUGGUACUACUCUAUCUAAAGUAUCUCAAAACAAGUUAACUUCUAAGCCUAAUCCAUCGACUCUUACAAAAACCACCAUUCCACCGCGUACAGCUCCGAUGGCUUCUUCGAAAGUUUCAAGUGCAAAUCCUAAGAGACCUUCAACUUUAAUCAGUAAAUCACAAAGUGGAACAACAUCCCCUGAUAAAGCUACAAAUGUCACAAAGACUACCUUGUCAAAGACGUCACCAAAGUCAACAACGAACGCUUUACCGAAAACAAAACCUACGACCAAUGUGACACUAACGAAACCAAGAAUUCCUCCUACGAAAACUGUCACAAAGACUCUACCCGAUACCGAGAAGCAGAAUAAAGAGAGCGCAAAUAAAAUUAUGGCAUCUCGGUCUGCCUCCAGCGCUCAAUCAAGCAGAACUACUACUACAAAUGCAAAAUCUACUUUGUCUUCCACUCGUAAAGUAGAAAGUAAGGUCAGUAGUACACGAACAACAGUAUCGAAAACAACCACAACCACAAUGAAAUCUACUACAGCCAAAAAACCAAACGAAAUAAUUAAAGGACCUGUGAAAACGAAAACGACCAAAAUAGAAAAACCCAAAGAAAAUGGUGUAUUCGAGGUAGUAACUGAAGAAAUCACUAUUGUAAACAAUACGAAUGCUGUCAUUAACGCUUUGGAACAGGAACCAGAACUGAUAAAGGACAAUUCACCAGUCGAUAAUAAAAUACUGAUUGAGACUACUCAAAUUGUUGAGACUAAAGCAGACUGAAAAAAUAAUAAU
This is a messenger RNA of Diorhabda sublineata, 6239 nucleotides long. RefSeq lists its product as uncharacterized. The record is from RefSeq and is a predicted model, not a curated record. The transcript is spliced from 20 exons. NCBI's taxonomy places the organism in Eukaryota, Metazoa, Arthropoda, Insecta, Coleoptera, Chrysomelidae. The coding region runs from base 330 to 6227 and encodes 1965 amino acids. Gene Ontology annotation, molecular function: cation binding; protein serine/threonine phosphatase activity. Gene Ontology annotation, biological process: negative regulation of protein kinase activity; protein dephosphorylation.